Messenger RNA from Clarias gariepinus (North African catfish), 453 nucleotides. Its product is annotated as snaclec A9-like. Lineage: Eukaryota; Metazoa; Chordata; Actinopteri; Siluriformes; Clariidae. The record is from RefSeq and is a predicted model, not a curated record. The transcript is spliced from 2 exons. The coding region runs from base 1 to 453 and encodes 150 amino acids.
AUGAAAACACCAGAAAUAGGAGAGUCGGUCUGGGUACCCACUUACAGAGACAACUGUUAUAAGGGGUCUCUUCUGAGAACAGAGCAAACCCCACUGAUCGUGAUUAAAGAGGAGAAGACGUGGCGAGAAGCCCUGAGGUUCUGCAGACAGAAUCAUGUGGACCUGGUUUCUCUUCAGUCACAGGAAAUGCAAAACAGGGUGGAAUUAGUCAUUCAAAAUGUCUCCACUAAUGCGUCAUCAAUGUGGAUUGGUCUGCGUCACACCUGCGCUCUGGGCUUCUGGUACUGGGUGACAGGAGAGACCAUCUGCUACCAAAACUGGGCUCCAGGUAACGGGACCGGAGGGGAAGACUGUGGUGAUGUGGAGAGAACCGGAGCGAUGCUGUCUGACAGUAAGAAGUGGAUCAGCCUGCCAGAGACUCAAAAACUCCCCUUCAUCUGUGUCACCACCUAG